Messenger RNA from Schistosoma bovis, 1100 nucleotides. The record is from the annotation of a GenBank genome assembly. Lineage: Eukaryota; Metazoa; Platyhelminthes; Trematoda; Strigeidida; Schistosomatidae.
CAGCUAGCACAAGAUUUUCACUAUUAGAUAGCCUUGAAAUCUUUAACUCACUUUUCUUGUCGGAGGCGGCAAAGUUAGAAAGUCACGAUCUGAGUUUCGUAAUGGCUGAAGAAACCGUCAAGAAACGUAGACCGUUCAAGAAGUUCUUCUAUCGAGGUGUUGAUUUAGACCAGCUUCUGGAUAUGAACUUGGAUCAGUUAGCCCAGCUGAUGCCUGCUCGGAUACGCAGAAGAAUUAAAAAAAAACUUCGUAAUAAACACAUGACGCUUCUAAAAAAGCUUAGGAAAAGCAAGAAAGAAUGUCCUUUUGGUGAAAAGCCGGCUGCUGUCAAAACUCAUAUCAGAGAUAUGAUUGUUCUUCCAGAGAUGAUCGGAUCAGUUGUUGGUGUUUAUAACGGAAAGUCAUUUAACACUGUCGAGAUCAGACCUGAAAUGCUCGGCCACUACCUCGGAGAAUUUUCAAUAACCUAUAAGCCUGUCAAGCACGGCAGACCUGGUGUUGGUGCUACUCACAGUUCCAGGUUUAUCCCUCUUAAAUAAUAUGUCCAUGUAAUAAAUUGCUGGUCAAGUCAUCCUCUUUUUGAAUAAAUGAUUGUAAUGACAUUAAAUAUGCUUAUCGAUGGUAAGCACAUAGUUUCAGUAUGAAGACUGAUGGAUUGAGUGUUGUAACUGCUCCUAAAAUUAGCGGGGUUUCGCUCAGACCAUUAGGUACGCUUUAUGCUAAUAAUUGUCUUGCCAAGACAUUCCUCAGUCACAGUAUCAGUCUAGAAAAUAUAGAAGGGCGGGUGACCUGUUUUAGUCUAAGCGGCGUUGGUCUCAGCCGAUCCAUCUUUUGAGUGCGUCAAAAGAUGGAGUUUUAACCACGUGUUGAGUGAAUGAGCUCCAUUGUUGAUGACUCGCUGAGAAAGUUGAUGAGCACUUGACAAAUAAUUUGGGUAAGACUAUAAUUGAUUUAGGACCUAGAGACGCUGUGAUCUUGAGGAUACCCACCUACUAACUAGGACCAAAUAAGGUUUAUAAACCAGGGCGAAGAACUAGAAUUAUGAUUUAUAGUUGAUCGUUAAGGUUAGGAACUAUAUUUAGGGUUUUCAUCACGAACUG